Molecule: messenger RNA, 2850 nt
Organism: Thrips palmi
Lineage: Eukaryota; Metazoa; Arthropoda; Insecta; Thysanoptera; Thripidae
Product: 6-phosphogluconolactonase
Exons: 4
Coding region: 143-856 (237 amino acids)
Biological process (GO): carbohydrate metabolic process; pentose-phosphate shunt
Molecular function (GO): 6-phosphogluconolactonase activity
Source: RefSeq, a predicted model, not a curated record
CUAGCGGCCUAGCGGGUGGCGAAAGGGUUGAGUCGCGGACGGGACGCGGAGCGGAGUCGCGGUCGGUAGGCGUAGCAGUAGCAGACAGCGGCCCAGGCUCACUAAUUUAUCGUUUCAUGCCUAGUCAUCGGCUUCUUCAACCAUGAGUUCUCCCCAAAUAAUUCGUGUCAAAACAGAGGAGGACGUCAUCACGAGUCUGUGCAACUUAAUCCAAGAUGUGGCGAAUAAAGCCAUUGAAACGGAAGAUGUGUUCAAGAUUGGAUUGUCAGGAGGCUCAUUGAUCAAUUUUCUGGCUUUGGGACUCCCAAAAAUAACAACUGAUUGGAGUAAAUGGCGUUUGUUCUUCUGCGAUGAACGUGUUGUACCUUCUGAAAGUCCCGAUUCAACCUUUGGAGCUUACCGUAAAUCCCUCAUUGGCAAAAUUCCUUUGUCAGAGAGUCAGUUCAUUCAAAUUGAUCCUCACUUAGCAGCUGAAGAUGCAGCUAGAGAUUAUAUCCGGAAGAUGGCGCCAUUUUUCGCACCUGACAGCUUGCCUCGAUUUGAUGCUCUUCUUCUUGGCAUGGGACCUGACGGCCACACCUGCUCCUUGUUCCCUGGCCAUCGCUUGCUUGAUGAAACCUCUGUUUGGAUUGCCCCCAUCACCAAUUCUCCAAAACCACCUCCAAGUCGAAUCACACUCACUUUCCCAAUAAUUAACAAUGCUGAGAACUGCAUAUUUGCUAUUGCGGGCCAAGGCAAAGCAGACAUGGUCAAGAGGAUACUGAAGGAUAAAGAGGAUCUCCCAUCAUACCGAGUAAAGCCUACUGAUGGAAAACUAUAUUGGAUUUUAGAUGAGGGUGCUGCAUCUCUGCUGUAAAGAACAUCUAACUUCAAGGUCAACAUUUGAUAAUGCUUGUAGGUUGCAACAAGCACAACCUCUUUUGAAGGGGUGGACUGUAGUUUUGAGAAGUUAAGUUUGUGACUGUGUAAGUAAAAGCUUUGAAAACUGUUGGUUUUGCAAAGAACUGGCUGAAUAUUUGAAAUAGGUCUUACCUCAUCUUUGUCAACCCUUUGUCAGAGAUCUUGAUUUCCAUGUUUUAUCCUUCUUUCUUAUUCUUAUUUUCCGCUACAUAUUUGAUACUUUGGUCACUGAUUUUGGUUGCCUAUGGUUAAUUUUUAGCAGUGGCUCAUGCUCAUGCUUCAUUUGUGCUCUGAGCACUUAUGUUUAGUGACUUUAAAGACAUUUUUUAGAAAGUGGAAGUGAUGAAGGAAUUUGUAAUGAGUGUGUUCAAAACUUCAACUAUUGAACAUUUACAUCCUCUCAGUUUCUGAAUUCUUAUUCUGUGACAAGCUGACUGGCUGUUUUUUUCCUCUUAGCUUGAAAUAAGUUUCCAUCUCUUCAACAAUUUUUUUUUUACUAUUUUGUUUGAAAAGAAAGCAAGUUUUUUUUACAAUAUUUCUUUUUUCAAGGCAUGAUGUUGGAACCAUUUAAGCAACAGAAAAUCAUAAGUUAUGUUGUGUAAGUUUUCACAGGUUCAAUUGAAUAGCUUCAGCGGUAUGUCUACUUAUUAUUUAUGUAAAUUAUUUUUUAAUUAGUCAGGAUAAGAGAUUGUGAUCGGGAAGCUUUAGUUAUUCAAUUAUAUCUGUAUGUUCCUGGUGAUUUUUUAAUACAUAGACGUUCUCCACUUAUUGGUGUGUAAGAUGAACUGUCAUGUACCCAACCAUAGCUCUCAAAACUAUUCUUGACUUUCAUGGUUUGAGUCUUUUGAUCAAUUGGAUUGAUUGUUUUGCACACCAAUUGAAUUGGAAACAGUCCUAUUUGCCCAUCUUUAUUAAUUGACUGAUGUAGGUAAUGCAUUGUUCUGUUGCAGCAUCUUUUUUUUUAUUUUUAGUCUGAGAUUUUCCUAAUGUGAAUGAUGCUGAUGCAGAUGCAGGAUUGUUAUUCUUUAUAUUUUUAACAUCUCAAAAUUAAGUAGUAUUUUUUUGUUAACCAAUCUCUAAACAAGCAUUCCUUUUUGUAAUGUAUUUCAAUGUGUAGGGCAAUGUGACCAUUUCAUGAGAAGCUAUUGAUAUGCUGUAAGAUAAAGGUAACUUGCAAAUAUUUCAGCCUCUUGUAGCAUUGGUGACUAUGGUACUAUUCUAAAUUCAAGUGAGCUAUGAAUUUUGAAAUGUUAUGCUUGUGAUACCUUGUUGGACCAUUUAUUUUAUAGAAACCUUGAAUUUUUAAGUAAUCUCAUGACCCUUGCACCAUGAGCUCGCUAUGCACUAAAUUUGUCUCAACAUUGUUGUUCAUGUGAUUAUAGCCACCCCCUGACUUAGUCAAUUAGAAAGGCAGUUAAACCAAGUGGGGUUUUUUACUUCACUGUUGAGACAUAUUAUUAUUACCUGUUAAAAAAGCCUGCGGCCAAAAUGCCAUUUUUCAGGUUUAAAUCAAUUAUAUCGGAAUGGCAAAGCCAUUGGAUAUGUUAAAUAUAUUUUCCUUUUAUUAGCGCUUUUAUAUUUUUGAUAUUCUUCUCUUUAUUAUUGUCUUUAUUGUUGUCUAUCUUAAUCUAUUAUUUCAAGUGAACAAGAAUUGUAGUUUUAAAUGGUGAGGAAAAGGAAAGUUUCCCCAUUACGUUAUGAAGUCAUUCAAAUUUUCUUAAGAGCUCAAAUGUGAAAAUUCCUUGCAAAUCUAUAGAGUUACAGAAUUUAAAUUAUCUGCUGAUGAAAGGCUUUUUUUUUUUGGUUUCAUUCUUCAUACUCCCUUAAUCAGCCUUACCUUUAUUCUUCUACACAUGAGACUUGGGCACAAGGACACCCUUGUCUCAUGAUCUAGCUAUGUCGUUAUAAAUCUGUGUCUGUAAAUUUAUUAAAAUACUCUUUAUGUGUAAA